AUGUCAAUGGGAGUGGGCGUGGGGUUAUUGAGACAAGCCAGUGGGAUCUUCCUGUCCCCACCACAGGCCGAAACAACGGUCAUUGGUUCCAAUGAUCCCCCAAAAGACAGUUCUGCAGUAUUAGUACCUCUCAUCAGUCAACAUCAGCAGUCAACCCAUGUCCAUCAUGACACCAGCUUGACAAUCAAGAUACCCCCGAACUGGCAGAUGGCAGACGACAAUCAACUUACCCACAGUGAUAAUCGCAAUCGAACAGCGAUUGUCUGGGUCUGUCGUUAUCUAGAUGCCUGUGGAGCAGCACGGCUGCGUCAUUUGUUGGCGACAUCUACAUCCCACGAACGAGAUGUCUGGGUAUUGCACAAUCACAAGUCUUUAAAAGACCAAGCACUGUUGCAGACCAGUCAAGAGUUGCUAGGGGAACUGCAAAGCUUUGCCAAGGAGAAAUUGGGAAUCCGUCUAUACAGCCUUCACCAGGACGAGGGCAAGUGGGACGGCUUUGAUGGGGAUCGAUCCCGCAGCAGCAAAUCAUCCUUUCUCAAAUUCGUCGUCCAGCAACAGUACGGCUGGGCAUGGCAUCUUGAGGACGAUGUCUUUUACACGGGACCAUGGCGGGAGAUUUUGGAUUCGACUCUGAAGGAUGGCACAGAACAGCAAUAUGACAUUGUCGCCACGGGUAGUCCAGCCAAAUCCGAUUGGUACUACUUUCGUUCCGCCAAAUGUGCCAUUACGGUGGAACUGGCGACUGAUGAUACGAACAGCAUCAGCCAAAAGCCACGGCGUGUCAAACGCUUUUGUGUGGACGUCGACCGAACCAUGAUUCGAUGGGCCAUUCUACGUGUUUCCUAUCGCUUUGCCAAGACGCUGGUGGAUCAAGUCCCUAGCAAGGCCAUUGAAGGGCAUCACGAAGCCGUGGUAGCGUCCGUGUGCGCCGUGUACGGCUACCAGUGUACGUUGGAUGUCUUGAAACCGUACAUUGGUCAUGUCGUCACAGCGGGGUGGGGAGACUGGAUGGAUCCACAAAACCAAACACUGGAGCGACAUGGAGAUUCCCAGCCCCACAAAAUCUAUCAUCCAGUUAAAUGUGCAGCGUAUUCUACUUCGCUAGCCAAGCUCACACAGCACCUUGUCUACCAACGAUGA
Messenger RNA from Seminavis robusta, 1140 nucleotides. The record is from the annotation of a GenBank genome assembly. Lineage: Eukaryota; Bacillariophyta; Bacillariophyceae; Naviculales; Naviculaceae.